GCCGGGAGAUAACCCCCGCGGGCGCGCUAGGGGGCGCUCGCAGGCGCGAGAGGACCAACAUGGCGGACGACGGCGCCUUCUCGGCUGCGAGCCCGGGCGGGCGUGCCGCUGAGGGCGAUGCGGACGCCGCGGCGCCGGAGCCGACGGGGAAGGCGAGCGGCGAGCAGGAGCACGUAGACUGCCAGGAGCUGCUGGACUGCCAGGUGGAGUGCGAGGCCCCCGCGGCGGCGGAGGCGGAGGCGGCGGACGUGGUGGCGAGGGCCGAGGCCGUGGCAGCCGGCUGGAUGCUGGAUUUCCUGUGCCUGUCGCUGUGCCGGGCGUUCUGCGACGGCCGCUCCGAGGACUUCCAGCGCAUCCGCGACAGCGCCGAGGCUAUUAUUCAUGGACUCUCUAGUCUUACAUCUGAUCAGUUGAGAACCAUUUACAUAUGCCAGUUUUUGACAAGAAUUGCAGCAGGAAAAUCCCUUGAUGCACAAUUUGAAAGUGAUGAGCGAAUUACACCCUUGGAAUCGGCUCUGAUGAUUUGGACUUCAGUUGAAAAACAGCAUGACAAACUUCAUGAAGAAAUACAAAAUUUAAUUAAAAUUCAGGCUGUAGCUGUUUGUAUGGAGCAUGGCAGUUUUAAGGAAGCAGAAGAAGUUUUUGAAAGAAUAUUUGGCGACCCAUAUUGUCACACGUCAUUGGAAAGGAAAUUGCUUAUGGUAAUCUCUCAGAAAGAUCCAUAUCACUCCUUUUUUCAACACUUCAGCUACAACCACAUGAUGGAGAAAAUUAGAAGUUACGUGAAUUCUAUGCUAAGGGAAAAGUCAUCAACUUUUCUAAUGAAGGCAGCAAUAAAAGUAGUGGAGAGUGAGAAAACAAGAAUAGUAACUUCUCAAGAUAAACCCAGUGGUGAUGAUGAUGAAGCAGAAACGGAAGCUCAUUUGAUUGAAGGAAAAAGGUCUCACAGCAACAUCUUCUUACCUAAAUUGGAACAAAGAAGCUGUCAGCAAGAUCUUAAUAAGAAAGAGAGAGUGGGAAUUCUUCAAAGUGGAAGAAAGGCAAACAGAAGAGACGCUAAAAGAUGUUCUUCCACAAAUCAACCAGUAACCCAGGAAAAACAGCGAGCCAGGAAAAGACAGCCAUGGCUUUGGGAAGAAGACAAGAAUUUGAAAUCUGGUGUGAGGAAGUACGGAGAGGGAAACUGGACUAAAAUACUGUUACGUUACAAAUUCAACAACCGCACCAGUGUCAUGCUGAAAGACAGGUGGAGGACCAUGAAAAAGCUAAAGCUGAUUUGCUCAGACAGUGAAGACUGAAGGUGAUUGUCAGAGUUUGAUAAAAGGACAGUUAAAUAUUUUGUUUACUGUAUUAUAUUUGGAACUCGCUGGUCAUUGAGGUAUGUUAAAACCCUUGUUUAAUUUAUUUUUGUCAGUUUAGUGAGGGUGUGUGCUGUCAAGUUACAUGCCAUCAGCUUAUUCUUCAAGAAUCUGUCUGACAAAAUGUAAAUACAUUGAACUCUACCCAGAUCUAAUACCCAAUCCCCAAAUUCUGUCCCAAUAAAAAAUUUAAAACCUAAUGGAAAAAAA
This is a messenger RNA of Chinchilla lanigera (long-tailed chinchilla), 1568 nucleotides long. RefSeq names its product telomeric repeat binding factor (NIMA-interacting) 1 (gene Terf1). Gene Ontology annotation, cellular component: nucleus; chromosome, telomeric region. The coding region runs from base 60 to 1298 and encodes 412 amino acids. The record is from RefSeq and is a predicted model, not a curated record. NCBI's taxonomy places the organism in Eukaryota, Metazoa, Chordata, Mammalia, Rodentia, Chinchillidae. The transcript is spliced from 9 exons. Gene Ontology annotation, molecular function: telomeric repeat DNA binding; protein homodimerization activity. Gene Ontology annotation, biological process: telomere maintenance.